AUGGAUAUUGAUCUCCAGUGUCUUGAUCAGAUCAUCGAUGCCUCUGAUCAUGUUUUCGAGCUUUAUACAGAAAAGACCGAGGAGAAUCAGGAUUUAGGAUAUGUUAAUAGAACUAAAGAUCAUAUUGUCAUCCGGUUACCUUUGUCUGAGGUGGAAUUGAAUAUAAAACAAUCAUUAUCUCAGUUAUCAUCGAAGAAUGAGACAUCAUCUACCGGAUUUGUGUGUUGGAGAGCUAGUCAAGCAUUGGUGGAUUGGAUCUUAAGCCCAGGAAGCUUGUUUCAUAAAUAUUUUAUUGGAAGGAAGUUGAGUGUUGUGGAAUUAGGCACUGGAGUUGGAGGAGUAUGUGCUCUGGUUUUAGGUCCAUUAAUUAAACAGUAUAUUUGUACUGAUCAGAAACACAUAUUAAAACUUUUGAAAGAAAACAUCAUCAACAAUGUGGAAGCCUUUGAUAGUAAGACCAUAGAAUGUGAUAAAACGGGAGAUUCAAGAAUUGAAGUGGUUGAGUUUGAUUGGGAAGAAAUUGAUUAUGGGUUGUAUAAUUAUCAUGAAUUGACUGACUCGAAACCUGACCUCAUAAUAGCUUGUGAUACAAUUUAUAACGAGUAUCUUAUACCCUACUUCCUUAAUGCGUUGGAAGCUUUUUUAACGGAAGCGAAUGGGGCGUUGAUAGGAAUUCAAUUACGUGAUGAUUAUACUUUAGAAAGAUUCGUUGCACAAGCCAUUGAAAGAUUCAAAUUAUUCGUCAUUCCGGACGAGUUUCUAUCAGAGAACUUGAAAAUAGGGUUCGUUGUAUAUUAUAUAGUCAAAAUAUAG
This is a messenger RNA of Yamadazyma jaroonii, 813 nucleotides long. The record is from the annotation of a GenBank genome assembly. NCBI's taxonomy places the organism in Eukaryota, Fungi, Ascomycota, Pichiomycetes, Serinales, Debaryomycetaceae.